Cryptotermes secundus is the source of this 2248-nucleotide messenger RNA. RefSeq names its product ubiquitin carboxyl-terminal hydrolase MINDY-2. Gene Ontology annotation, biological process: protein K48-linked deubiquitination. Gene Ontology annotation, cellular component: cytosol; cell periphery. NCBI's taxonomy places the organism in Eukaryota, Metazoa, Arthropoda, Insecta, Blattodea, Kalotermitidae. The transcript is spliced from 10 exons. Bases 426 to 1883 code for a protein of 485 amino acids. The record is from RefSeq and is a predicted model, not a curated record. Gene Ontology annotation, molecular function: cysteine-type deubiquitinase activity; K48-linked deubiquitinase activity; cysteine-type carboxypeptidase activity.
AGGUGGUCAGGUGGUACUGAUGUGCUAAUGGUGCUGAUUACGUUAUUACUUUUAAGUAUAAAUUGCAGUGCCUAGUAAUGUAGAUCGUGUAGAUUUGAUAAAUGGGUAUAAGUUGUAAAGAAGGGUGUUUGAAGGAGGAUGUGAAAUGUUAUGAUGACAGCUUUUGUCAAUUUGUUUUUUAAGACAACAGUAAGCUCGUGAGACAAGGCAGGAUUUUAAAGUGUUUCGUUUGAAGCACUUGUGUUUUAAGCAAGAGUUCUUUCCUUACAGAUCGUACGAGUGGCGUAAUAGUAUAAAUACAUGUUCAAGUAUACGUUAUGUAGUAAUGACAUUUUCUCAUUUAUGGGUUGUAUGUGUGAUUUCAACUUCAAUGCAUUCCAUGUUCCGUCCUAACCUGUAAAUAGAAGGCCUGGGUUUGGUACAUAAUGGCAGAGCCUGAAGAUGCUGACCGUCAGGGUCCUCAGGGCGAGUCGCAGGAGGCUGAGGAUGUUGGUGAGCCCCACAUAGCAACUUCUCUGGAUUGUUCUUCACAUUCAAGUCCAUUGAAGAAGAGAGAAGAGGAAGAGAGAGGGAAUGUCGACAGUGUGGCGGACAGAGCAGAAAUAGAAGAAUGGUUGGGUGAAAUCUCUGUCAGAGACUCACCUGAGGAUGAGAAUUGCAAGGAACCUUGUUGCACAGACAUUGAUGCUUCACCCUCAUUAAAAGCUGUUAAGAAAAAGGACAUAGAUGAGUGCAUUUACCAUCUGAAGUGGAUAAUGUGGCAUGAGAGAAAAGCACCCAUAGUGACGCAGAAUGAAAAUGGUCCCUGUCCCUUGAUCGCCAUAUCGAACAUUUUAUUGCUAAGAGGGAAGAUUAUUCUUCCUACUGUGAUGGAAAUUAUAACUGCCAAGCAGCUUAUGGAAUAUAUUGGGGAUAUGAUUCUGCAGAAUGUCCCUAAGGAUUUGACUCUGCCCCAUCAGCUGAACUACGAGCAGAACAUGCACGAUGCUAUUGCUGUUCUUCCACGGCUCCACACAGGAUUAGAUGUCAAUGUUAAGUUCACAGGAGUUAAGGAUUUUGAAUACACGCCAGAAUGUAUAAUAUUCGAUUUGCUCAACAUCCCUCUUUAUCACGGAUGGCUCGUUGACCCACAGUGCCAUGAAACCGUAAUAGCACUGGGGUCUUUGGGAUACAACCAAGUAGUUGAGAAGAUUAUCCUCAAUAAAUGCUCAAGCAAGAUUGAUUUAGUUACUGAAGCUCUGAUAGCAGAACAAUUCCUGGAACGCACUGCCUCACAGCUGACAUACCAUGGGCUUUGUGAGCUGAAUACAGCCAUGGGACAAGACGAGCUUGCUGUGUUGUUUCGGAAUAACCACUUCAGUACAAUAUUUAAGAAGAAGGUGUGUGGACCUGUGGAUGAAGCCUCGUCAGAUUUGUUGGGCAUGUCACAAGAGUUGAACGAGUUGUUCCAGUUGGUUACGGACCAAGGAUUCCUACACGAACCCCGCGUAGUAUGGGAAACCUUAUCAAACAUAGAGGGUGAUGGCAUGUUCGUCGAUGGCCAUUUUGUGACGGUGCCACCCAAGGCAGCCGGGCCCUGUCGUGCUCUACCCCUGGAUGUGUCUGAGGACCAGCAGAUCAAUCAUGAUUUCCUGCUGGCUCUCUCACUUCAAGAGGAACAGAAGGCACAAUACGAGAAUGAACAAGCUUGGGAGGAAUUUAAACAGACGCAGGAGAUCACUUGCAAUGAAGAGUUGGCGCAUCAUCUCCAUGAAGAUGAACGGCAACGUGCACAGAGCCCAGUCCCUGUUGCAGCAGUGUCACAUGGCCAUACCCGCCCCUAUGCUCACGCCCAACCUGCGUCAGGGGACCGAAACAAAAAGGAAUCAUGCACCAUCCUAUGAUGACAACUGAACACACUCCACCUCGUACAUCUAGAAAGCCUUGGAGUUUAUAUCCUACAUGGAAACAAGAUACAUGAGUAUAUUUUAAGAAUAUUUUAUUAACACCGAUGUGCUUUUUCACUGAAUCUUCAAUUUGCAAUGAUAGAUACAACUGUGUAUUGUAUUGAAAUGAUGUCUCUUAUCAUAUUAAUUGUUGUGUAAGGUUGCGUUGAAAAUACCGGAAGUGGGAUCAGCAAGCACAGGGCUGCGUCCUGCAGCUGCUGUGAGACAGCGUGUAUAUAUCUGUAAUAUUCUGGUCUUGCCUCCAGAUGCCACUAAAAUGGGACAGCAACAGAUUCAUAACUUUCAGUGAACUUCAUAUUUGU